AUGCCAGCCUUUAAACGUGUGCGGAGUUUAAAUAGUAGUCUCGAGAGGAAUGCUGGUGUAUCCAUGGUCAAGACGCGGUUCUACCACAAGGCAAUUGAACUGGAGAAGACGACUAAUUUUACACGGAUAGAAAUAGAGGGACUGCUGCGUAUAUACGACAAAAUUGUCGUAAAGUAUCGUUCCCCCAUCAAUCGAACUGUGUUUAACGACAUUCUCUUCAAUUUCUUCGACUUCACCAAUGAGGCAAUGAUGGAAAGGAUUUUUCGAGCUCUAACUCAAUCUUCCACCAAAACUACACUUUCUCGCGACGAUUGGAUUUACGCAUUGAACAUAUUUUUGCGCGGCUCCUUCGUACAAGUGACGAACUUCGCCUUCACCGUCUACGAUCACCACCAACGUGGCCACUUGAUAAAGGAGGACAUACAGUUCUUUCUGCGAGACGUACUUACGGCAAAGCUGCCAGAGGAGGAUGCAGAAGAGUUGAAGUCCGAUAUGGUUGACAUGGUGAUCGCCCUCUUUGAUAAGGACAAAGAUGGAGUAAUAAGUAGGAAGGAUUUUGUAACCUCAGUAUUGUCGGAACCUCUUCUUAUAGAGGUGCUAGGAGAGUGCCUACCAACGAACAAAUCUAUUCUGGCUCUUGAGUCGCUAAUUAAACAGACCAACAGACGAGGCCAGCCAUCCGAAUGA
Messenger RNA from Hydatigera taeniaeformis, 687 nucleotides. The record is from the annotation of a GenBank genome assembly. Lineage: Eukaryota; Metazoa; Platyhelminthes; Cestoda; Cyclophyllidea; Taeniidae.